CACAUAAGGGACGAGGAACUUUCUGUUCCUUCUUCAACUUCAACCCCAAAUUCUUUAUCUCGAACCGCAAGUCCACAUCCAAGUUCUGCGGAUGAGGCGGUCUUCAUGGAAUGUAUCAAAACUAUCGAAGCCAACUUAGAAGACGCCAACAUUAUCAACAAAGCUAGCGAUAAAGAAAAAAAUUGGUGGAUCUAUGGGAAUUAUAAGGGUAUUGAUGAGGAAAGACUGCCUCUGCGUCUCGUGGAAAACGUAACAUACCGUGAUUAUGAGAAGAAAAGCGAAAUUGCGAAUGCAGGGCAGAUUUUGGGAGUUUGA
Molecule: messenger RNA, 315 nt
Organism: Ambispora gerdemannii
Lineage: Eukaryota; Fungi; Glomeromycota; Glomeromycetes; Archaeosporales; Ambisporaceae
Source: the annotation of a GenBank genome assembly